GGGUGGGGCUACCUCGGCUUCAUCCUGCAAAAUGGUCGAGAAUGGAAGCUAUUCUUCACCCGUUGAUCAGGCAGCUCAACCUUCCCACAGACGCACAACACAACCCUGAGAAAUAUCGGUUUGAAGUGGAGUUGGAAUUUGUACAGUGUUUGGCCAAUCCAAGCUAUUUGAACUUUCUGGCCCAGAGAGGUUUCUUCAAAGAGAAAGAAUUCACCAACUAUCUGGAAUAUCUUCAGUAUUGGAAACAACAAGAGUACACGCAAUACCUGAAGUACCCUCAGUGUCUACACUUUCUGGACCUCCUCCAGUCAGAGCAGUUUCGUCAUGAAAUAGCAAACGCUCAGUGCUCCAAGUUUGUUGAGGAGCAGCAGUUGCUGCAUUGGCAUCAUUACACCAAGAAGAGAAUGCAGUUUCAGGACAAACUUUUAUCGCAAGCAAAGAUCCCAAUGAGUCAAAAAUGACUGUCUUAAUUAAUCAUAAAAUUCAAUGCUAUUAUUCUUUUUGGUCUG
Messenger RNA from Halichondria panicea, 509 nucleotides. RefSeq names its product mediator of RNA polymerase II transcription subunit 31-like. The transcript is spliced from 5 exons. NCBI's taxonomy places the organism in Eukaryota, Metazoa, Porifera, Demospongiae, Suberitida, Halichondriidae. Gene Ontology annotation, biological process: regulation of transcription by RNA polymerase II. Gene Ontology annotation, molecular function: transcription coregulator activity. The record is from RefSeq and is a predicted model, not a curated record. Gene Ontology annotation, cellular component: core mediator complex; mediator complex. Bases 42 to 461 code for a protein of 139 amino acids.